Molecule: messenger RNA, 6069 nt
Organism: Chaetura pelagica (chimney swift)
Lineage: Eukaryota; Metazoa; Chordata; Aves; Apodiformes; Apodidae
Gene: RP1
Product: retinitis pigmentosa 1 (autosomal dominant)
Exons: 6
Coding region: 1-6069 (2022 amino acids)
Biological process (GO): intracellular signal transduction; photoreceptor cell development; retina development in camera-type eye
Cellular component (GO): axoneme
Source: RefSeq, a predicted model, not a curated record
AUGAGUGAAACACCUUCAACCAGUUACUCAGUGAAUCAGCCAAACUCCUCUGGAAGUGAACAGAGUUUAUCCACGCGCCAUCUCAAUGUUACUGAACCUGUUGUGGCAAAACGGAUUUGUUUCUAUAAAAGUGGAGAUCCUCAGUUUAAUGGGAUCAAAAUGGUCAUUAACAAUCGGUCUUACAAAACAUUUGAUGCCUUGUUGGAUACUUUAUCCAAGCGAGUCCCGUUACCUUUUGGAGUAAGGAAUAUCAGUACACCAAAAGGAAGACACAGCAUCACCAAUUUGGAGGAUCUUGAAGAUGGAAAAUCUUAUAUUUGUUCCCACCAGAGGAGAAUGAAGCCCAUCAACCUGGAACAGGCAAGCAAAAAGCCACUGCCCUGGCAGAUCAGUAGGCCUGUCAGUGCCCAUGGAUUUGGCCAUCGAGAAAGAAGAAUAACAACCCCCAAAAAGCUGCUUGUUUUCAAAAAUGGUGAUGUCAGACACAGACGCACCAUGAUUCUGGGAAAGAAAAAUACACAUACCUUUGAGGCCUUUCUGGAUCAUAUGAGCGAGUUAAUGCAAUAUCCAGUUGUGAAACUGUAUACCACUGAUGGCAGAAAGGUUACUAAUCUUCAGGCCCUGGUAUUGUGCUCUGGAGCUGUAGUUGCAGCAGGGAGAGAGCCCUUUAAACCAAGCAAUUAUGAUUCUCUUGUGUAUUCGCAGCCUGCUAGGUUGCUUGGAAUGGCAAAUCGUGUGUACCCAAACACAAAUACCAAGUCAGAAAGUGAAAAUACGAGAGCUGAAAUGGGCUCUAGCUCGAGAUCUCAGAUAUUCUCAGUUUCUUCUGAUAAAAAUAACUCAAAUGAUAACAACUCAGAUUCUUCUUAUGCUCCUGAGAGUCAUAACAGUAUAGGAGAAAAUCAGUUAGUUACUGGUAAAGACUUAUCUGUGGCUCAGUUUGAAGAGGACAUUGAGAAAUCUGUUCACCUUAAUCAAGAUGGCAGUAUGACGGUGGAAAUGAAAGUUCGAUUCAAAAUUAAAGAGGAAGAAACCAUUAAAUGGACAACAACUGUAAGCCGUGCUGGCCUUUCUGAUGACAAAAAUACCAUUUUCAAUUCUACAAUGCAUGAGGAAGACUGCUUAUCCAAUGUAAAUUCAUCAGAAUGUACAAAACCAAACCGUGCUCCAUUUUUGAAGAGCUACGAUAAAGAAGAGGGAGACUCAUUACAGCAAUUCAGUGCAGAGGUGUCAGACAAAGAAUCAGAGUCUGAUUUAAAAACUGCUGGUUGUAAUACCUGUAAGGACAACAGUUCUGCAGAUCUAGAUGUAAGCAAUGUACCUGAGGAUAAUAUCAAGCCUCGCUUCUAUAGGCCUCCCACGCCUGGGCCAAGGCGUGUUAGACAAAAGAAAGCAGUAGUUGAAAGUGUCACUUUGGUAUCUGAGAAAGAGGUUCAGGAGAAGAGAGUAGAACAAUUUUCCUACAGUGAGGAAAUACAGAAUGGAGAAAAUAAAUCUGAGUAUUGCAUGGUAGCUCAUUCAAGCAGAAAAAAAUCAAGUGUCAGUAAUUCAAAGUUUGGCGAGAUGAGUGACAAUGAUUUAUUAAAGCUUUCUUCAGAGAAUAUAAAGGAAGAAAUGCUUUUUACAGUAAGCCACAAAAGUAAUGAUUUAAUAGAAACCACAAAUAGGAAGAUGGUAGAAAUGCCUGACAAAGACGAACUGGUACAGGACGUACUAGAGAAAUCAGUUGCAGAACAAGAUACACAUAAUAGUUUAGUAUCAAGCUGCAAAGCUAACAUUAGUGGUUGCAUACCAUCCUCAAAAAUUUACCAAGCAGCUAGACCAGGUUCAGCAGACCACAUCCAUGAAUCAAGUGAUAUUAAACAAAUAAAAAGAUCAUUGAGUUCUUUUGUUAAAUAUUCAGAAUUAUGUCAGUCAAAAGAAACUAUAUACGAAGCUGCUGAUUUAUUACCUGUUUCUCAAGAUUCAAUGCAUUCAGCCUGCCCUGAACCAGUAAAUCCAACUGGCUUCUUUCCUAAUGUUACUGAAAGUGAGAAUCAGAUCAGUGAUAGGACUGAAUCUGAGACAGCAACAAGUCUCAUGGAUGACAACCAAUCUGCAUCUUCCCUCACCAAAAAGAAGAAGAAGAAGAAGAAGAGAAAAUCAUCUAACUUUCUAGAGCAAGGCACAUAUGAAAAUCAAGAAGAUAAAGACAUUUCAGGAAUAAUUAAAGGUGAAGGAACACAUAUCACAAGAAAAACUACACAGGAUUCCACAACAGAGACCAUGGAUAAUUGUUCUGAAAUGCCUCAGAAAAAAGGAACAGAAUUAUUUGUAAAAAACAGCGAUGGGUCUGUCAAUUCAGACAAAAGCAUAUGUCCUGAAGAUGAGUUCUCUCACCAGGAUUCAGAGGAACAAAAUGGAUUAUCAUUUAAUAAAAACAAAAAAAAUAAUGACAAAAAGUUGGCCAAGGUAAAACUGAAGUCAGGCAAAAAAAAUGGUGUGGUUUCAUCUGCAAAGAGUGAAGAUGGUCGAGUGACAGCUGAUUCAAACAAUGAAUCUGAACACAAGAGAACCAUUACACUAGAGGCUCUAAAAAAGGAGGAUUUUCAAGAGGAGGUUCUUGAAAACUAUGUCCAAAGUUGGCUGAAAAACUUGUCACCAAAUGCUGUCUUACCCCCUAUAAAUAAAAAAGAAGUGACUGUAGAGAGCAACAAUGCCUCUCAUUUUCCUAAUGAAAAUACUGAUAUUUCUAUAGAUAAAGAAACAAGAUUUAUCAUAAAUAAAUUACAUGUGACUGAAAAAAACCAUCUGGUUGAGCAUAAUCCAACAAAAAAACCAUUAAAGCCUAUUUCUGAAAUAGGAACUUUAGAAGAAUCAGGUGAGAAACAAACUGACUCUUCAAUUCAUGCUGAUGCAACGAUACUAGAAGAAGCCAAGCAUUCUCUAAAGUCAGAAUUUCAUCAUGAUGGUAAGCUACAGUUGUUUCAUGAAACACAAGACAAUGAUAACAAGAUGUCAGUCGAUAUUCAAGACAACAACCUAUGUCAAAGGAAAAAAUCUGAAGUUGCUGUUCAAGUUGAUUGUGCAGUUGUCAAUGAGAAAAUGGAAUUUGAUGUUCAGAAUAAUUGCAUGUCUAGCAUGAUGCUGCGUGAACUACAAUCAAAUUUGCUUGUUCUCCAGAAGGAGCAUAGUGGAUGUAUAGGAAAAGCCUGCAGCCUUUCUGAUCUUUCUCCUUCAGCUUUUGGUUCUUCCUCCAAUGUCCUCCUAGCUUGGCUACUUGUACUGAAUCUGAGAGAGAAUUUGAUUGAGACAAUCAAAGAUGAUACAAAGAAAACAACCUGCAGCUGUUCUGAAAUAUUCACACAGUUACAAUUUCUGAAACAAAAUUCAUUAAUAGAAAAAGUCAAUGAACUAAAGGCUGCCUUAUCUCAUUUUCAACAAUUAACAGAAAAUAACUGCUUACACUCUGGGGGGGAACUCGAAAAGCAGGACUCCACAGAUUGCCAUGAGGAUGUGCCUGUAUCUGAAAUUCAUAAUGGUACACAUCUGCAUGCAAAUGAAAACUCAAUUGAGCCUUGUAUUCCAAAGGACAAUACAACUUCUGAAGAAGCUCUAAAAUUGACUGGUGAAUUAGAAAGUUCUUUAGAUAUACAGAAAGAUCUUUGCAGAGAAAGAGAGACUUUAAACUUGAGUGCUCCCAAAACACGGCUUGAUGGUCAGUAUGCCAAUGCUCAUUCAAAUACCUGUAACCCUGCUUCAGCUGUAGAGUCACCUGAAAGAAAUGGAGAUAUGUCUGAUAGCCUGUAUGAAAAAUCUCAAGAUAAAAACAUAGAUACAUCAUUUGCUAAUGAAGAGUCAGAAAUUUCAGUAGAACCUAACUCAACAGUAUAUAGUGUAACUUCUAAUGAUAAAAACUAUAUUUUAGGUCAUGAUACUUCUGAGUUAGAAGGUGAAAAAGAUAUUUGUGUUACUACUAACAAAAAUGAAGAUGAGAAUGUUGAUCCAAAGCCAGUAGGUAAUGACAAAACCCCAAAUAAUCAACUUGAACUAUCUGUUGAAUCCUCUGUAGAAUACAAUAAUGAGGAUUAUUCCAUACAGGCAGACAAGGAGGAUGAAGAGACUGAUGAGGAAAUAUCGGAGAGGUUAUCUACAGCCUCUCCAUUAUCAUUUUGCUAUGAAUCAAAACAAAUUACAGAAUGUGAUAUGAGUGAAGGAGAACAGAAAUUGCAAGUAGAAGAGCUGGAGAACAGAAUGCAUUCAGAUGCUUCUCGAUUGAAAAAACGCUUAAAAACACCUGCUACUUCAGACUGGUCAGAUUACAGACCAGAUACUGAAGAAAGUGAACAUAACUUUAGAGCAUCCAGUGAUUUGACCAAUGAAAGUGAGGAGGAAGCAAUACUUGAAAAACAUUAUAAUACUGGCUAUGUAAAGAGAACUAUUGAACGACUUUAUGGCAAGCAGGAAGCUUCAUUUAAGCCUGAAUUUCACAAAGGAUUUCCUUAUGUGUCAAAAGUAUUUCCAAAAGAUACUGAAGAAUUCUACUCUGCAGUGGCGGAAAAAACAAUUUCUUUUUCUCAAGAAAAUAGGUCUUAUUCUGCAGAGAAAUUUUCACAUUCUUCAAUGCCAUCACAAGAAUUUCCAGUAAACAUAGACAAAGACGACACUAUAUCAAGAAGAGAAAGUACUUCUUCGCCAACACCACAACCUACUCCUAACAGAGAGGAGACAAGUUAUACUAACGACUAUCCAGAGGAUUCUCCAAAGCAACAAUGUCAACCUAUCACACAGUCUAACGAAGAGGAAGGAAUAUUGAUAGAUAAAGGUAAAUGGCUUCUCAAAGAAAAUCAUUUAAUAAGAAGAUCACCACCUGAACAGAUUGGAAUGUAUGGUAAUUUGGAUACAACAUCAACAGACACAGUCCUUGAUGCUAACGGUGAUGAUGUUCCAUACUCGCACUUUGGCAAUCUGAAUCAGUACCCAGCCCUCCAUGAAAUCUCUUCUUCAGAACUUGAAGAGAUGGUUAAACCCUCUGCAAAUCAUUGCAAUUAUUUCAGUGUACCUCAUAAUAGUGAUUCAGACCCCUUUCAGGAUGACUUAAGUACAAAAAGCACAUCUAGCCGCAAUGGUAAGAUCACUUCCCUUCCUGCAGCAAACAAAGAAAAGAUCAAGCCAUCAGUCGUGGUGGGUUCUACUUCCACACAGGCUGAUACCAAUUUUCCAUCCUUUACAUCUGGAGAAUUUCGAUUGCCUGAUAACAAGGUGCAUCCAUUGGAACAGCCUUUAAAUGAUGAACCCAUACGGUCUCAGCCAGCUGGUAGUAGUAAUGCUAACCAAAGUGCUCUUCGGGAAGAAGAUUCUCUGGAUAAACUCCAUGCGAUAUGUGGCCAACAUUGUCCAAUACUGAUGGUGAUAGUAACACCAAUUAAUGAGGAACAGAGAGGAUAUGCCUACCAAAAGGCAUCUGAUAUUGAGAACCAGCUGGGGCUAUGUUUGUUGGCAAAAAAGAGUGAACAUUUACAAUGGUCACGCAAAGAUUCAAUAACGGACAGAAAUAAUCAUGUGACUCUAAAGAAUAACUGUAUCAAUAAGAUUGCCAAUAAUAUUUUCAAUAGGUUUUAUGCUAAUAACACCUUAGAUUUUAUUAGUAACAUUAGAAUACUUGCAUCUUCAACUCUGAAAGACACAAGCAGUUUAGGGAAGUUUCAUGUUACAGAGGAUAUGAAUGUAAAACCUGUGGAAGUCAGCACCUGUCAGAAUAAUGUACCCAAACACACACCCAAUUAUCUUGUGAUAGGCACAAACAGUGAGCUACCCAAUAGAAAGUCAAAAAUAUGCCAAAGUCUAAGAAUAAGCCUAAUUCAUAUUGUUGGAGAAAAAGUUUCUCCAAUGUUGGCAGAUCCAGCAGAAACCUGUCAUUCUGAAACAUUUCUGAAGUGUGACUCUUCUUUAAAUAACAUUGAACAUGAUGCCUCUGAAAAUCUGAAAAAUGAAAAUGCCGUUCCUACAGAAGAAGCAGAAAAAGAAGAAGGAGGUUGCUUUUGUACAAUGGAGAACGGAAACAGCAAAAAUGAGAAAGGCUUGGAAUAG